AUGGAACAAAAUAAUAAGUUAAGAGUCGCCAAGUUGAAGAAAGAGCGUCUUCGUAAGUCAUUGGUGAAGGCCAAGUCUCAAGCCUCUAAUAUAUUGUCCUUCACGCUAUUAUGGGAAGAUCUUGAAUCUCAUUUUCAGUCAAUUGAAUCGGAUCUUGUGAAGAGGUCACAAGAGAUAGACUCAAAGGAGGAACAGCUGGAGAAGUGGUCACAUGUGUUAAAGUCAAAGGGAAAAAUUCUGGAGAAAAGGGCUCGAGAGAUGGAAUCAGCUGCAGAGUUCACAAGACAUGUUGAAGAAAAUCAGAAGAAACUGGACAGGCUAAAGAUAGAGAUCGAAUCUGAGGAAAAGAAACGUUUUCUGCUUCAGAAAUUGAACCGAGGUCGUAAGCUUGAACUAAAGUGGACAAGAGAGCAAGUAAAAGCGGUGCAGAAUCAUGAGAUGAACCGGGAGGUUGGACCUUUCAAAGAAAACAAGAGCUACAAGGAGACGUCGGAGGAGCUACAGGUUCUACAGAAGAAGUACGAGGAGGUCUUGAAGAAAAGCAAGUUGGCUGAGAAGAAACUAAAAGAUUGUACCAGAGAUCUUGCACAGAGAGAAGGAGAGCUUCAGUGGGCGAAUAUGCAAUCGAAAAAGCGUUAUGUGGAACUGGAGUGGGCAAAAAGAAAGACUAAUUUGGAAAAGAGCAAACUGAAUGUGUGGCGCAGACGUAACAAGGAAGCAGAAAGGAAGCUGCAGCACUUGGACAGAGCACUAGAGGAGAAACAGAAAGAGGUUGAUUUGAUUGAGAAGAGACUCGGUGAAUGCAGGAACGUGAAGGCAAGGAUAAACAGAGAUACCAGUGGAGAUGAAAGUAGCUUAAAGAGAGCAAAUAUGUAA
Messenger RNA from Capsella rubella, 876 nucleotides. RefSeq lists its product as uncharacterized. The record is from RefSeq and is a predicted model, not a curated record. NCBI's taxonomy places the organism in Eukaryota, Viridiplantae, Streptophyta, Magnoliopsida, Brassicales, Brassicaceae.